AAGACACAGAAAGACAGGCUUAGUAAGCAAGGAACAGGGUGGAAUUUAGCAGAGGGCUGUCAGUACUGUCAAGGGUCUGUCAAAACUCAGACUCUGACCAUGCUUGCCACUGUGGGCACCCUGGUAGCUAACAUCUGCUCAGCAAUCCAUCUCUGGACACUGCUGCUCACUCUUCUCACCUUGCUGCUCCUGGCUGACUACCUCAAAAAUAGGCGUCCCAAGAACUAUCCUCCAGGACCCUGGCGCCUGCCAUUUGUGGGCAACUUGUUCCAGUUUGGUUUAGAUGUGUCAUGUCUGUACUCGAGGAUCCAGCUGUUUGUGAAGAAAUAUGGAAAUCUAAUUAGCCUCGAUUUUGGUCACAUCUCUUCAGUGGUCAUAUCUGGACUGCCCUUAAUCAAAGAAGCUCUCACUGACUUUUCAAAACGCCCCAGUAUACCUAGCAGGGAACAUGUGUUUAAAGACAAUGGAAUUAUUUUUUCUAAUGGUCAGAAAUGGAAGGAGCAAAGAAGGUUCACACUGAUGGUACUCAAGAAUUUUGGAGUAGGGAAGAAGAGCUUAGAGCAGCGCAUACAGGAAGAGGCUUACCAUCUUGUGAAGGCCAUAGGAGAGGAGAAAGGACAGCCUUUUGACCCUCACUUCAGGAUCAACAAUGCAGUCUCCAAUGUCAUUUGCUCCAUUAAUUUUGGGGAGCGCUUUGAGUAUAAUGACAGUAAGUUUCAGGAGCUACUGAAGAUAACAAAUGAAACCAUAUCUUCUGAGGCAUCAAUGAUGUUAGUGCUCUACAAUAUCCUUCCAUCCAUAAUGAAAUAUCUUCCUGGACCACAUCAAACAGUUUUCAGAAACUGGGAAAGACUGAAAUUGAUUGUUUCCCAUAUGGUGGAGAGUCACCGGAAAGAUUGGAAUCCUGAUGAGCCAAGAGAUUUCAUUGAUGCAUUCCUUACAGAAAUGACAAAGUACCCAGACAAAACUACUACAAGUUUCAAUGAAGAAAACCUCAUCUGCAGCUGUCUAGAUCUCUUCAUUGGUGGAACUGAGACAAUAUCCACAACACUGCGCUGGGCUCUGCUCUAUAUGAUACUCAACCCAGAAGUGCAAGAAAGAGUACACUCUGAGAUUGAUGGAGUGAUUGGACAAUGGAGGCAGCCAAGCACUGGUGACCGAGACUCCAUGCCCUACACCAAUGCUGUCAUCCAUGAGGUGCAGAGGAUAAGCAACAUCGUCCCCUUGAAUGUUCCCAGAGAAGUAACAGCUGAUAGCGCUUUUGCUGGAUUCUACCUGCCUAAGGGCAAAAUGAUCCUCACCAAUUUGACUGCUCUGCACAGGGACCCCAAAGAGUGGGCCACUCCAGACAUCUUCAAUCCAGAGCACUUUUUGGAGAAUGGACAGUUUAAGAAGAGAGAAUCCUUUCUGCCUUUCUCAAUGGGAAAGAGAGCUUGCCCUGGAAAACAACUGGCCAGAUCUGAGCUGUUCAUUUUCUUCACUGCUCUUAUGCAAAAAUUUACCUUUAAGGCCCCAGAUAAUGAAAAGCUGAGCUUGAAGGUUAGAAUAUUCCAUACGGUUUCCCCAGUCAGCCACUGCAUCUGUGCUGUCCCUCGACAAUGA
Molecule: messenger RNA, 1602 nt
Organism: Mus pahari (shrew mouse)
Lineage: Eukaryota; Metazoa; Chordata; Mammalia; Rodentia; Muridae
Product: cytochrome P450 2J6-like
Exons: 9
Coding region: 100-1602 (500 amino acids)
Biological process (GO): xenobiotic metabolic process
Cellular component (GO): cytoplasm; intracellular membrane-bounded organelle
Molecular function (GO): iron ion binding; oxidoreductase activity, acting on paired donors, with incorporation or reduction of molecular oxygen, reduced flavin or flavoprotein as one donor, and incorporation of one atom of oxygen; heme binding
Source: RefSeq, a predicted model, not a curated record